CACAGCCCAACCCCUUGGCAGCGGAAUUCCCUUGGAUGAAGGAGAAGAAAUCGGCCAAGAAAUCUACCCAGGCUCCAUCCUCUUCUUCCUCUUCUUCCCCCCCAUCAUCUUCCUCGCUGCCGGUCCCUGCCGCAGGAUCUCCUGCAGACACUCAGGGACUGACAGACACCAGCGGCUCCAGGAGACUCCGAACCGCCUACACCAACACUCAACUCCUGGAACUAGAGAAAGAAUUUCACUUCAACAAAUACCUCUGCAGGCCCCGACGGGUAGAAAUCGCUGCUUUACUCGACCUCACCGAAAGACAAGUCAAAGUUUGGUUCCAGAAUCGCAGGAUGAAGCACAAAAGGCAAACUCAGUACAAAGAACCCAAUGAUGGGGAUGUCGCCUACUCCAACCUGGAUGAGGGUAGUGAUCCUGCGGAGGAUGGAGAGGGUAGUCCUGGGGUCAGGGUGGGCACAGAGCCCCAAGGGCAGUCCCGGAGCUCCGGGCAGGGCAGUACAGAGCUCGGGGCAGCAGCAGAACCCAGUGCCUGCCCUGGGACCCGCGACUCGCCCGUGCUGGCAGAGCUGAACAUCUUCUCGGCAGAAUCCUGCCUGCAGCUCUCCGAGGAGCUUUCUCCUACUCUCCACGCCUCCCUGGAGAGUCCCCUGCACUUCUCCGAGGAAGAUUUGGACUUUUUUACCAGCGCACUUUGUACUAUAGAUCUGCAGCAUUUCAAUUUCCAAUAG
This is a messenger RNA of Acanthisitta chloris (rifleman), 731 nucleotides long. RefSeq names its product homeobox B2 (gene HOXB2). NCBI's taxonomy places the organism in Eukaryota, Metazoa, Chordata, Aves, Passeriformes, Acanthisittidae. Gene Ontology annotation, molecular function: DNA-binding transcription factor activity, RNA polymerase II-specific; DNA binding. The annotation marks the transcript as partial. The transcript has 2 exons. The record is from RefSeq and is a predicted model, not a curated record. Gene Ontology annotation, biological process: regulation of DNA-templated transcription.